Messenger RNA from Oncorhynchus kisutch (coho salmon), 4323 nucleotides. Its product is annotated as spindlin-Z. The record is from RefSeq and is a predicted model, not a curated record. The transcript is spliced from 4 exons. Gene Ontology annotation, biological process: gamete generation. Lineage: Eukaryota; Metazoa; Chordata; Actinopteri; Salmoniformes; Salmonidae. Bases 1439 to 2152 code for a protein of 237 amino acids.
CAUCACAGAGAUCAGUGCCCUACACACCACAGAGAUCAGUACCCUACACACCACAGAGAUCAGUACCCUACACACCACAGAGAUCAGUACCCUACACAUCACAGAGAUCAGUACCCUACACACCACAGAGAUCAGUACCCUACACACCACAGAGAUCAGUACCCUACACACCACAGAGAUCAGUACCCUACACACCACAGAGAUCAGUACCCUACACACCACAGAGAUCAGUACCCUACACACCACAGUAUAAGCAUUCAAGGACCUGAACCUUUGUUUUAUUUAUUUACACAGCGUCCUACAGCAUAGGUCUACCUGCAACAUACCUCUACAACUUUCAGGUGUCAUCUGUCACUCAUAAUAAUUGAUGUGCAACUGUCUCACCCAGAGGUUUCACCCAAGUAGCCUACCAUUUGUUAAACCAUACCUUUUUUGUUAAACCAACAGGGUCUUACCUUUGAUCAAUAUCGUUUAGUUUACCAAAACGAAACCUGAGGUCACCACCACAAUGACAACAAUUCCCAUUGUUCAUUGCUCUCACGUUCACCUCCCUCUCUACUUUCAUCCCUCCUCAAUGUUCUAUGGGGGCUGUAGUUUUUUCUCCCAUGGAAGUAUCCUCCCAUUUUCCAUAGGUUUCGCGAGGUUUGCAUGGGCGGCAGUGUGCAUUUCUCUGCAGGAAGAAUUGAAUAUUUUUGGGAUGAAAUUCGUGUACAGGUAAUUUUAUAUUUUCGAUAGAGAAUAUAGGCCAUCGGUGUAUAGCUUAUUUAUCGGGGUCAUGGACCCACAUUUACAUUUGUGCCGAACAACAGUAUUGUAGAGUUGGCAUAAAGACAAUGAUUUUUGAUAACAUAUUACGAUCAAACAGUGCCUGUGGCGCGUAUUAUCCAUGUCUCAUCAGCAGUGUAUGCGAUAUGUUAGAUCUUAAAACAUUGACGAUUCAUUUUUGAUACAAUCGUUGCGACGAAUUCAAAUAGGCUGCAAUCAUUUCUGCAUGUUUGUCUGAUACAGUGGAGGCUGACGUAUUUUCUUGAAGUUGAAUAGCACAUCUCUUGAUCUCUCAUAGCCAACUUGCAAUCUAUGAGUUUGUUGUUCAUGAAUAACGAUUGUGUUAGUUCAAAUAGUGACAUAAUGAAUUACUAUCGAUUGACAUUUUGAGUAAAGAUAUAUAACUGCGGCAGUUUUGUUCCUUUAAAAAAUAAGUGCAUUCUGCAUUGAUUGCAGUGACCUCCAUCGAUGCAAUGCAUACAAGGAAAUGACCAGGAAGUUAUUCAGACAUGCUAAGCUAUUGGCUGCUCUCUUUGUCUGUCUCAUCCACUACUUUACAGCUCAGUCUCUUUCCAGACUAGUAUUAUUUUAAAGAAAAUGGCUGUUUCUCUCACAGAAUUUCUGAGCAUCGUUGUCUGUUUGUUCCUUCAGCAGUAUUUGAAUUUUUGGAGGGAUGUCCAAGAAAAGGGGCAGAAAGCGGAGUAGCGGGGAGCUGAGUGAUUCCACAGUGAUGACCCCUGACCCCAACAGUCUCCUGGGAGUAAGAAUACAGCACAAUUGGAGGGAGAAGGGCAACCAGAGCAAAUGGAAAGGCACCGUCUUGGACCGUCUCAGUGUCAACCCCUCACUAUUUAUGGUCAAGUACGAUGGGUUUGACUGUGUCUACGGCAUCGAGCUAUUCAAGGACGAAAGGGUGUCUAAUCUACAGGUCCUGACAGAGAAAGUUGUCAACAACAAGAUCAAGGUUCCUCACGGGGCGGAGGAGUUGGUAGGCAAAGCGGUGGAACACCUAUUUGAGAAGGAGGAUGGAGAGAAGAAUGAGUGGCGAGGCAUGGUCCUCUCCAGGGCUCCCAUCAUGACUAACUGGUAUUACAUCACCUAUGAGAAGGACCCCGUGCUCUACAUGUACCAGUUGUGGGACGACUACGCAGAUGGAGAUCUCAGGAUCUUACCUGAAGCAGAAAAUAAGCACUUGCUUCCGGCUGACCGAAAGCCCGGCGAGGAGACUGAGAGCUUAGUGGGGAAGCAGGUUGAGUAUGUUACUGACAAAGGUGUGAAGCGAACAGGCCUGGUGAUCUAUCAAGUCCCUGCCAAGCCUUCCGUAUACUACAUCAAAUACGACGAUGACUUUCACAUCCAUGUCUACGACCUGGUCAAGACCACCUAGGCCACUUGAUUGCUCACUCCAUUGCUUACUUUUCACGUAUCCUCCUCACUCUCUCUCCAUCUCUCUUAAGGCCCUGGACGGUAUAACAGUUACACUUUAUUAUUCAGGAAGUGCAAUCUUUUAUUCCACAUUUAAAACUAGUUCUAUGGUAUGCACAGCAGAACUGUAGCAAUGCUAUUGUAGGCCACUAGGAGGAGAGUGGGAACAUGUACACUUGGAAGGACCUAUUUAAACCUCCUCACUUCUUCAGUUACCCCAUUUGGUUGUUGUGCUGCACAGUAGAUUCACAUCUCGGACAGUCCAGGAGUGCACCUUGCCCUACAAUGACAGACUUACUGUAAAGUGCAAUAACGACCGCGUUUGAAUUGUCUCCCACAUCCUGAUGCUCAAUUAUCUUUAUUCAAAGCUGAACUGAAUUAUAUAUUAUAAAACGAAUAGUUAAAUCUGGCCCCGAUAGCCAUUCAUAUGUGGUCCUUGAAUGACCAAACAGCAAGCAUGAUGUAUAGGUGAAUAUUUGUAGAGACUAGUUUGAGCUGUAGUGUUCAGUGAAGCCUUUGAAGGAGAAAUGCAAUAAGCUGUGAUGCCCCUGUACGUAUAUUUUUUUUGUUUUUAAAUACUGCCUUUAUUAAUAGGCAACUAUGUUUGAUUUAUGUGUCAGUCAGUUCAUAGACAAUCAUUCCUUGAUGAACCCACAGUGCUAUCAUUGGCUUCAUAGUACUGGGUUGCACUGGCCUAGGAGCACUGAUGAUUCAAUUACUAGUUUGAACAUCAACAAAAUUAUUCAUAAUGCUGAAUCAAGACUUGUUAGAAACAAGGAAUACAGGUCUUCAUAAAGUUCGGGCAAGUUUUUCCUGACCAGACAAACCUGAUUAAUUUGUAGUGAUUGGGAAAAGGCCUUAACAAUACCUGACCAGGUUCAGAAUCCCAACAUCAUCAGACUAUGAUUAGCUCGAGUGGAAUAGAGGCAGUGCUUUACACUACAUUCUGAUCUUGAAUAGAAAACAAACAUAAAGUGCCUUCAGGCUGAUCAUGUCGCCAUACUGUAUAUAUUUGCUAACCGCUCACAAUUUUAUUCCAUUUACUGUUAAGGCCACUAUUUGGUCAGUAUUAGUCAAAGUAAAAAAUGCUUUAAUGAAAAAGUGUCAAAUGCUGCGUACCAGGUUUUUGCUAUUGUCUGUUUGUAUAAGAGGAUAUGUGCAAUGUUUGGCAGUUAAUGCAGUAUAAGACUAUUUCCUCCAAUCGAACAUCCAUGACCGUUGAUUAGUCUCAUUCAAAUGUUGAUAUUGUAGGGUGCACUUUAAAUUACUCACAUAAAUAUGCUAAAGAUUUGGCACAUUGUCUUUUUCUGUCAAGAUACUUUUUUUGUGCAAGAACAAGUGGCAUAUUGCAGCAUCGGUAUAUCAUAAUGGUAAAAACGCAUGGAGAAAAGAAAAGUUAUAACACGCAUACAGUAUUUAAUCUAACUUUUGUGUAGUGUAUUGUAAAUGUAUGCUGUUGUGAAUACUCCUGUUAUAUUGUAAAUAUCCCAUUGAAAUACCAGCUUUAAAGUCCAUCUAGAAUUCUCACCUAGAGAAAUGCUGCAAAGACUGCAUUCAAAAAGCCUGCAGCCUGGCUGGCUUCACUUUUUAAUCUUAUUUUAAAGACUUGGGAGCUACAGUACAUAAUGUAAUCCAAGGAAGUCCAAAACGCAAAUGUUUUGGCUAGAAGUAUUUAAAUUUAGUCUCCUGUCCUUAGUCUCACUCCAGGGCAUACAGUGCAUUCAUUUACACAGUGCAUUGGUCCAUGGUGUACAUAAGGUUCAUUCUAUCGAUUGUCAGAUUUGCAUGUAUCACUUGAAUGCAGCCUAGAGUGCAUUCAAGCAUAUUGGUUAUUUUGACAGUUGCCGAGGUAAAAAAAAUCUUGUGGGAGUCUUUGCAGACCGAUUUUACUAAAAUGUUUAUGUAGAAAAUGUGACUGUAAAAAAAAAACAUUGUCAGUGCUUCUUUGCUACUUGUAUCACCACCAGUUGUGCUGUGGUGUUUCUAUGUACAGUAAAAUGAAACUCCAAAAGAUUGUACACUCUUCUGUUAUCCUCCAUCUUUCAUUCCUCCCAGGUCUGGAACUGUAGCAAUUACCAACCCAUUUGUGUAAUUAUUUUCCUCAUGAGUAAUAAAGUUAGUUUUUUUUGCACA